CACAGCUGUGCUAAAGUUGAAACGGUGGAAGAGAACCACUACGAGCCAUUGUACGUGUGAUUUAAACGUAAUGGAGUCAAAGACUGUGAGAUCGACUGAUUUCGAUGCCCUUUCUUGUCGAUUGAGUGCACUGAACAAGAAAUAUUUGGUGAAUGAUGACCAUUUGAUGGAGUACAUCGUUGCCCUUGAACAGGCAUUGAAAUUUGAGUACAGGUUAAGUUCACGUCGAGUAUUCAAUGGCAUUGUCAGAUCAAAUAAGCUGCCCAUAAUCAACAGGGGUACUUAUAUCCGUACAAAAUCCAUUGAUAUAGUUAUUGAGAAGUUCCUUGGCCAGUUCAAAGGACAGAAAGUAAGGAUUCUAAGCUUGGGAUCGGGAAGUGAUACAAGGCCAUUUAAGCUGUUACCUGGUCAUGCUGGGACUUUAGAGUACGUCGAGUUGGACUUCCCAAACAGUUGCAAGUUGAAGCAUGCGGUGAUAAGUCUUUCGAAGCAACUAUGUGAUAUCGUUGGUGUUGAGCAUGUGACGGAUGAUGGUAGCUCACAAGAUUGGUACGACUCACUUGGAGAUCUUGACACGGAGCAGUAUAAAUUGAUUGGAGUUGAUCUUAGGCAGAUUGAUCAGCUCCAGGUACUGUUGUCGAAGCUGGACCCUAAGGUUCCAACUCUGGUAAUCUCUGAGGCCAUGCUGUGCUAUGUCGAGACUUCAACGUCUAGCCAGGUUCUUAAAACCUUGAGGGACAGCUUCCCAGUUGGCUGUAUAACGGUAUACGAUCCUAUUGGUGGUGAAGGAUCAUUUGGUGAUGUUAUGGUGGAAAACUUGAAGCUUCGUAAUUUGACCAUGCCUUCGUUGUUGGAGUUCAAUACAUUAUCCAAAUAUCACCAACGGUUGGUCAAUCUGGGAUUUGGCCACGUUGCCAUCGAUAAUAUGUAUAAUAUUUAUGAGAAUUGGACAGAAGUUGAGGAGAAGCAACGUAUAUCCAGGCUGGAAUUCCUAGAUGAGAUUGAAGAGUUGAAACUGUUAUUGGAGCACUAUUGCCUUGCCAUUGGAUGGUGGGGGUUUGAUUGGAAUCAGUUUGAAUUGAAAAUGGGUAUACAAUCAUAAUGCAUCACAGCUUUUAUUAACAGUCACUGGUUUCUCAUUAAAGGCUAUCUAAACAUUAAACCAUCUCUUUCGCCCUGGUGUCUCCAUUGCGAAUUUGGUAUCGAAUCAUUUUCAAUUUGGUAUAACCUCCAAGCCUCUCUUAUGUGCUCUGGUUGUAAAGGUCCGUCCAUCUGUACUUUCCUCAGAUCCAGCUUCUUCAACUCUUGCUUUAUCGUAUUGAUCUUGUCUUGUACAUCCUUGUUCUCCUCUUCAUCAUUC
Messenger RNA from Williopsis jadinii, 1360 nucleotides. It is a transcript of the gene PPM1, whose product is annotated as leucine carboxy methyltransferase. Gene Ontology annotation, biological process: C-terminal protein methylation. Gene Ontology annotation, molecular function: protein C-terminal leucine carboxyl O-methyltransferase activity. The transcript has a single exon. NCBI's taxonomy places the organism in Eukaryota, Fungi, Ascomycota, Saccharomycetes, Phaffomycetales, Wickerhamomycetaceae. The record is from RefSeq and is a predicted model, not a curated record. Bases 71 to 1102 code for a protein of 343 amino acids.